AUGGGUUCCCGCUGUGCCAAGCUCAGCACUGGCCACAGCCGGGGCUACGAAUCCCCCAUGAAGAAGCUCGUGGCCUGCGUGAGUCAGGAUAACUUCUCCUUGUCGUCCGAGGGGGAGGGAGAAGAGGGGGGAGAGGAGGAGGAGGACGAGGAGGUAGAAGAGGAGGAGGACGAGGAGGAGCUCCCAGUGCAGGGCAAGCUGCUGCUGAUAGAGGACGAGCGGCAGGAGAAGGAGGGUGCAGAAGAAGAGCCUGCGGCCCAGCAGAGCCCCGAGCCCAAGCAGACGCACUCCUGA
This is a messenger RNA of Lynx canadensis (Canada lynx), 294 nucleotides long. RefSeq names its product protamine 3 (gene PRM3). Bases 1 to 294 code for a protein of 97 amino acids. The transcript has a single exon. Gene Ontology annotation, biological process: flagellated sperm motility. Gene Ontology annotation, cellular component: cytoplasm. The record is from RefSeq and is a predicted model, not a curated record. NCBI's taxonomy places the organism in Eukaryota, Metazoa, Chordata, Mammalia, Carnivora, Felidae.